This is a messenger RNA of Myxocyprinus asiaticus (Chinese sucker), 7142 nucleotides long. Its product is annotated as voltage-dependent L-type calcium channel subunit beta-3-like. The record is from RefSeq and is a predicted model, not a curated record. Gene Ontology annotation, molecular function: protein binding; high voltage-gated calcium channel activity. The coding region runs from base 330 to 2156 and encodes 608 amino acids. Gene Ontology annotation, biological process: regulation of voltage-gated calcium channel activity; chemical synaptic transmission; calcium ion transmembrane transport. Lineage: Eukaryota; Metazoa; Chordata; Actinopteri; Cypriniformes; Catostomidae. Gene Ontology annotation, cellular component: voltage-gated calcium channel complex. The transcript has 13 exons.
AACUCCACUCACUGCGGGAGCCGCUUACAGCGCUGAUGUAUCCACUCAUGGAUAGACAUUCAGUAGCCAUCGUUUGCACCUUCUCCUGGACAACAACCACAGAAACCCGGCGCUCGAGAAAUUAUGAAUUUCACAAUGCGCGAAACUUGCCGUAAAUCCCGCUCGCGGUGCAUUUGAGAAGUUGUCUGGCUAUCCCAGGACGGAACAGAAGUGGGAUAGGACAUGGAUAUUUCUCAGUCGUCUGUCAGUUUCUGGUUUGAGAGUAUAGGACUGACCACUACUUAAGCUGUUAAUUGUGGAGAAACGUAAAGAAAAACGAAAAAGUGGGCAUGCCACCCAAGAAAAAGGGUUCGACGGACCGUCAAGACACAGGGGCCACUGAGGAGAAGGAGAAGAAUGCCCAAGUCCAGCUGGAGAAGGCUAAGUAUAAGCCUGUUGCUUUCGCUGUACGCACAAACUUCACCUACACUCCUGCAGAUGACGACAACAUCCCUAUACCAGGGCAUGGAGUUUCCUUUGAGGCUAAAGACUUCCUACAUAUCAAAGAGAAAUUUAAUAAUGACUGGUGGAUUGGGCGGCCUGUAAAGGAUGGGGGAGAGGUUGGUUUUAUCCCCAGCCCAGUGAACCUGGAGACCAUUCUGAUCAGGAGAGAGGUGCAGGCCAGGAAGGCCGCCAAAGCACUAGCCAAUAAAGCGGCAAGUUCUGCCAAAGAUGAUAUGAAUGCAAAGAAAGUGGCUCCACCACAAACAGUUCAGCAAGUGAAGAAGAAAUCGGGAGAGCAACUGGCUGCAUAUGAUGUUGUGCCUUCCAUGCGUCCUGUGGUGCUCAUGGGGCCUUCACUCAAGGGCUAUGAGGUUACAGACAUGAUGCAAAAAGCUCUCUUUGAUUUUUUAAAACACAGAUUUGAAGGAAGAAUAACUAUAACCCGGGUGACGGCAGAUAUUGCACUUGCCAAACGGUCUAUCCUGAACAACCCCAGCAAGCACGCCAUAAUGGAUCGCUCCAACACCCGCUCCAGCUUAGCCCAAAUUCAAGGAGAAGUAGAGAGGAUUUUUGAGUUAGCCCGCAGUCUACAGCUCGUGGUUCUGGAUGCAGACACCAUUAACCACCCUCUCCAGCUUAGCAAGACCUCAUUGGCCCCAAUCCUGGUUUAUGUCAAGAUUUCAUCACCUAAGGUCCUCACAAGAUUGAUUAAGACCAGGGGCAAGUCUCAGACUAAACAUUUGAAUGUUCAGAUGGUGGCUGCAGACAAACUGGCCCAGUGUCCUAAUGAGCUCUUUGAUGUCAUCUUGGAUGAGAACCAGCUCACAGAUGCCUGUGAGCACAUCGCUGAUUACCUGGAGGCCUACUGGAGAGCCACUCACCCUCCUGAAAUGGAGCCUUCCAAUCCCAUGCUGGAGAAACUGGCAGAAAACACACUCCCCACAAGCCCCACACCUGCUAAGGACGAGCAGAAAACCAAGAAGAUGGCUGCCACCAAGAGGAAAGGAUCACAGGAGCACCAGCAGGAGCAUCUGCCCCAGGCCCAGGAGAUGAGAGAGAAGGAGGAGGAGGAGGCAGAGGAGGAAGAGGAGGAAGUGCAGGAGGAGGCAGAGGAGGAGGAGAGACUACUUCGUAGUGAGCCAAAGAGACACAGCCAUCACCACCAUCAUCAUCAUCACCAUCGGUCCAGCACCAACCGAAAUGAGUACCACAACAAACACCAGCACCACCAAGUGCACCACCAGCAUCCCGUUGUCACGGAGCUGCUGCCCACUAAAGACUCUUUGUACACGGAGCCCCAGAGCAGGCAUGUGCUCCUGGACGAGGACGAUCUGGACCAAACCGAGGUCUACCAAAACAGGACUACAACUCACAGAGACCAUAACCACCACCAUCACAACCAUCGCCAUCGUCAUCAUCAACACUGGCGUGGGACUACAGACGAUGCAAUGGAUUAUUCCCACCAUGGACAGCAGGACUAUGAGCUGGAGCACAAUGAGCGUAACAGGCAACAGAGACACAAGGGCCAGCUGCGCUCGCACGAAGAACAUCAUUACAGUCACCCUCGUCACAAUCAAUACCACUACCAGGGACAGGAGCGGGACAGAGACAGAGAGAGGGACAGGCGUGUGGAGACAGAGAAAUGGACUGAAGAUAUGUACAUUCAUCACUGAGAUGGUCUGGAUUUGCAUUGUUUUUAAUGCUGCUAUGUGAAAUGCUGGCUACUGUGUACUCAGGACAACACGGUUUCUCUUUCUUGAUCUGUUGUGUCCUGUCUGUCUGUUCAUACUGCUGAAUUAUUGUCUCCUUUGGUUGACAACUAACCUUCCUUUAUCUCUCUGUUGAUGUUGAGUCUUUCAUUCAUAUAAUUUUGUGUUCCUUACACUUGUUACUUCACUGGCUAUUACCAUUGUUGUUAGAGGAAUUGUUCACCCAAAAACGAAAAUUUACUCACCCCAUGUUAUUCCAACCCAGCACUAUUUUCUUUCCUUUAUUUCCUUUGUGAAACACAAAAAGAUAUCUUAUGCAGUGUACAGUAUAUGAGCAGGUCUUCUCCAUACAAUGAAAGUGAAUAGCAAUUUUAAAUGUCCAAAAAAAGACAAAAAGCUCCAUAAACAGUAAUCCUCAUGACUGGUGCACUAUAGUCUUUUGAAGCCAUACGUUAGAUAAUGUUCUUCUGUUGAUUGGCAAACCAACACUCAUAAUCUUCUCCCCUGCCAUGGUUCUCAAAUAUAAUUUGCACCUGGGCUUGCUCAAUUCAACAAAUGGCGGCAAUGCCGUUGCUUCAGGUUUGAUAUCAUUGACGGUUUUAAAGCACGACCUGGAAUGAUAUUUGAAAGCAACAACAGAGCGAAGGUUGAUGCAAACUUGUUAUGUCAUCUCUAUAGAGCCUACAUAAUUGUUCUGCUCCCACCUAACUUCAUUUUAAUUGUAAUUUUUUAGGGAAAUAUUUUUCAUCUGUAGUACCUCAGCAAUUUAACAUCUAGGACUGUAAGGCCCUGGGAAAGAUGAACUACAUGUGAUAUAAAGUUUUUUGGUUUGGGUAUGAUUAUCAUUCAUGAUUAUUCAUGGGGAACCUGUGUUACUAAACAAGCAGUAGGUAUGAAAAUAUUACAGAAAUUAUUUAUUGUAAAACUGAAACAACAGAUAUUAGCAUUUACCCACAGGGAAGCUGCAAGGGCUAUUUUUGCUAGCUACUUGAGAAAAAUUAUUUUGUGUACCCUGCAUUCAUUCUAUGCUGCUAUUAGCUGCAUGGAAAGGAGGCUACUUAGGGGCUGUUCAGACCGAAUGCGUUCUUGCGCUAAAGAAAGCUAGAUGAAUGGAUCAGAAUGCAGGUGUCUCGAUGCAUUUUUUAUUUUUACAUGUUCAUUUUAUACAUUUGGCAGAGAUUUUUAUCCAAGCGACUCACAGUGCAUUCACCUUAUGUGCCAGAGAAAUAAGCGUGCAGCCAUCUUGAAAUUUUUGUCUUGGAACUUCCAGUCUAGUGGUCUUUAUAUAGAUAACUGAUUUUAAUGUCAAAGUAUAAUUAGCUAGCAAUGGGGAUUUACAGGUUAUAGAGUUGCCAAAAGUUAUCAUGAGUAUUUUAAAGUGUUUUAUUGGAUGUCGUAGCAGCUUGAAGCAGAGGAGGAAGGUUUCAAAACUAGAGUACUUUAUAUAUAAAUACACAUCCUAGCUUCAUGCCAUGGACAUACUGACAUGCCUCUGUGCUUAUGAAACUCCAGACAACACAAAGUCAUUGAAACAUUCUCUAUGACACCUCUGACCAUAUUCUCAUGUCAUUCACCCAUCGUGUUUUAGUACAAAGUGUUACACCAGGACUGGGGAUGGGGUGCCCCACACACACACACACACACACACACACACACAUGUUGGUGCAGCAAUUCUUAUGAUGACUCUCCAUAGACAUAAUGUUUUUUAUACUGUACAAACUAUAGAUUCUAUCCCCUAACCCUAACCCUAAACCUAACCCUCACAAAAAAAUUUCUGCAUUUUUAAAUUUUCAACAAAAAAAAAAAAAACAUCGUUUAGUAUGUUUUUUAAGCGGUUUGAAUUAUGGGGACACUAGAAAUGUCCUCAGAAACCAUUGUAAUUACCAGUUUGUAACCUAAAAAAUGUCCUCCUAAACCACACACACGCAAAUCUACAUGUGAAAGACCACUUGGAGACUGUGGUAUGGACCCCAUUUCACAGACUGUGAUGACAUGUUUCUGCCUUUUGUAGCAGCGUAAAUCUGGCAAACUUUUUUAUAUUUGCAAUUUAUAUAUACAUAUAAUUUUGUGUAAAUUCAUAACUUUAUACUUUGUAUUAUAUUACCCUGGAAUAAAAAGAAUAAAUAAAAUUAGUUGCCACAACUGCAAUGAGGUUUCUAAUACAGACAGAAAAUGUGGCUUCUUUUCAUCUUCUGACUUGUGUUAUCCACCGCUCUCUAUUUUUUAUUUUUUUAUUUUAGGAAAGCUGUGAAAGUGUAAUGGUGGAUUUGUUUUUUCUUUUACUGUUGAAGCAAACGGGUAAGCAAAAAUGAUAUUUGCUGUGGUCUCACAAGUUUAACCUGCUAUGGUUUACUCCCGCAUUCCAAACCCGGAUAUGUGUAAAGGGUCUGGGUCCCCUUAGGACACCCACCGGCACUUAUAUGAACGCGCGCAAUGAUUGACAGGCAGAAAGUCUUCUGAUUGGCUAAGCAAAUGAUCUGACCAUGGAGGACUUUUUCGCCGCUGUUACAGACAGAAAGGUGUGAUAUUUCAUGCCGCCUAUUUCAUUGACAUCUGACAGGUAAUAAGGGCGUUUUCUGCAUGUCAUUUAAUAAUAAUUAUUUAAAAAUCACCUUUAAAAGUUGAAGUUCUUUUUAACUUGAUACGGUGUCUAAAAAACUUGGCGCUCCAGCACGACGCAUCGCAACGGUCAAAGAUGUCAGUCUAACAUAUUUCAAUAAUAAUCAUAAUAAUAAUAAAAAUAUUACUACGCAAAAUCACAUUCGGUGUGAAUGGCCCUUCAUGCUUCAAACAUUCUCAUGCUUCUAGCCAUAAGGAUCAGAAGGUUGUUUUUUUAGCAUUUAGACAAACAGCCUAGGUUCAAAUGAUUUUCCUGAGAUUUUAUUUACGUACAGCUUUAAGAGCAUUGAAACUUUAAACACUGUUUAAUUUGGCCAGGCUUUGUGGAUUGUAAGUGGCAGAAGCCUGUACAGACUUUACUGAAGACAUUUUAUACAUUAUUAAAGGAUUGUUUGCUCCAAAGUCAUCUGUUGAGAAGGGCAGAUGAACCUUAAGUGUAGUGAAAUAAAAAUCUCAAAUACCAAUGUUCGUUGCUCAUGCAAAAUUAAUGCAAAUAAAUACUUUCGUUCUGUUCCAUAUUUGAUUAAUAUAAAAUGUGAUCCUUUUUAACCAAACAACUACAUAUAGACUAUUUCUGGUUUCAGCAUCAAGGCCUACUCAUAACAACACAUUCUGUGACCCUGGACCUAUUCAACAAUACUGGUCAAAAGUUUUGAAACACUUACUCAUUCUUUAUUAUAUAUAUAUAUGUAUUUUUUUUUUUUUUUUUUUUUUUUUUAACAUUUAAAAUAAUAGCAAAGUCAUCAAAACUAUGGGAUAACAUAAAUGGAACUAUGGGAAUUAUGUUGUGACUAAACAAAAUCCAAAAUAAAUCAAAACUGUGUUAUAUUUUAGCAUCUUCAAAGUAGUCACCCUUUGCCUAGAAUUUGCAGACAAGUACUCUUGACAUUUUCUCAACCAACUUCUUGAGGUAUCACCCUGGGAUGCUUUUUAAACAGCAUUGAAGGAGUUCCCAUCUAUGUUGGGCACUUAUUGGCUGCUUUUCUUUAUUAUUUGGUCCAAGUCAUCAAUUUCAAAAAAAAAAAAUUUUUUUUUUUUUUUUUUUAAUUACAUUUUAGUUUUAUAAUGAAAUAAAUUAAUAUGGUGGUACAAUCAUAUUUUUGUCUACAAAACUAAUUUCAAACAUUUAAGCAUAUGCCUUCAGAUCAAAAUAUUUUUAAGAUCAUGAGAAACAUUUCAGUCAAGUGUUUCAAAACUUUUGACUGGUAGUGUAUAUAUAUAAUUUUAUAAUUAAUUUAUUAUAAUUAUCACACAUAUACAGUGCAAUUCUUUUUUUCACAUAUCCCAGCUAAGCUGGGGUCAGAGUGCAGGGCCAGCCAUGAUACAGCACCCCUAAAGCAGAUAGGGUCAAGGGACUUGCUCAAGGGCUCAACAGUGGUAUCUUGGCAGUGCUGGGGCUUGAACCCCCAACCUUCUCAUCAGUAACCCAGAGCCUUAACCACUGAGCCACCACUGCCCCUAAAUAUGUAUAUUGAUUGGACAUGUUCUUUUUUCUUGCCAUACAUCUCAUGUCAAGUAAAAAGGCACACUUUUGUCCUGAAAGAAACAAGUACAAUAUUAAAAAAAUUUUUUUAAAAAGUUAUUUUAUCACUACAGCAUGGUAAGUUUUGAUAAAAAAGUAAACAAGUAUACAAAAAGUUAAACCUUUUAGAUCUGUUCAAUGGUUGAUACAUCUAUGACUUUUUAUUUGCAUUCCCUGAUACUGUUAUGUUUCCUGAGUACUCUAUGCAUUCGUUUUCAACAUUAUAUCUUGGAAAUUAUUUCUAUGCAUUUGUACAUACCUCAUAAAUGCCUUUGUAGAUAUGGACUGAUAAAACUGAUAACAGCUCCUGCUGCACUGUAAUAUAGAUGUAUUUCUAUAUUCACUUGGUCUGACAGUAAAUUGUCUUUAUUGAUAUGUCCUCCUUAACCAGUACUGCACACUUAAAAUGUAUAAUGUUUUAUCAUUUUUGUUGUGCAUUGUUUUGUUUUCCCAAAUAUAGCUUUCAUUGUGUAUUCACCUUGGAUUAGUCAGGGAAUACGAAACUAUACUUUGAAGUGUUUACUAAGAAGAACUUUUUUCUUACGAGUACACAUUCAGUAUACAGCACAUGCAAGUAUAAAAUCAGUGUAAAUAGGCAAUUUUAAAAUGUGUUUUUUAUACACUUCUAUUUGAAUGGAUUUUUGGGCAAAAUAAUUAUUUGCUUGCUUGGAAUUGCCACUGAAUUAAAAGUGGGUACAAUAUUUUCUGAAACUAAAAGCUGAAAUACCAGUUAAAUUCUCAUUCAACACUGUCCCUCUACUUCAGUACUGCCAUGUCAGCUAACUUUAUUUCAGCGUAUCCUGUUUUUU